Molecule: messenger RNA, 1730 nt
Organism: Meira miltonrushii
Lineage: Eukaryota; Fungi; Basidiomycota; Exobasidiomycetes; Exobasidiales; Brachybasidiaceae
Exons: 1
Coding region: 171-1643 (490 amino acids)
Source: RefSeq, a predicted model, not a curated record
CACUUUUCUUGAUUGGAUAAAAAAGUUGUCCUCUUGACUGUGAUCAUCUCGAUCAAUUGCAACCAUUUAAAUUGCAAGAAGCAACAUUCAAAAUCACCACCAUGAUGCAAUAGAGCUAGACUGACGAAACACAUCUUCAACCUGCUAGCCAGAUCGGCUUCUGAUUAACGAUGUUGCCUGGCAUGUAUGCCAACAACGGCAUAGCCAAAACUAUUGAAAAUCUUUUGGAUGGCCUAGCAUCAGUACAUGCUACGACCGAGAGAAGAAUCGAUAUCUUGUCCAGCCUUGAAAGAUGUUUUGGAAUGGCAAUUUUAGGAGAAGGUCAAGCGGGAUCCUCUUCCAAAGUACAAGACUUACAGGCAGAAUGGUGGCUUGCACAAUCGAGUCCAAGAUCUUGUGUUGCAUUGGCAUUAAUAUCACAUUUACAUCGCUUACACCUAGAGUGCACCAUUUCUCCUGAUGAUGCAACUCUCGACCCAAGUGCAGAGAUGACUGCCUGUUUCACUAUGUUACAAGGCUUGUGUUUGAAGGACUCUGGAAGUGGCAAGAUUUGUUCAAAUAGGAGCACUUUGGAAUUAUUCUUAGCCAUUGUCGAUGCUUCGUACUGGAAGUCGGACGAAACGGACGAAAGACAAGCAUCAGUGCAUGCGAUUGAUCUGCUGAUUUGCAUUAUCAUGGCUUCAAGAUCUGCAUGUGCUCUUUUUGACGAAUUAGGAGGCGAAGAUGUUGUACGCAAGUUGAUGGUACGACAUCGCUAUACGCCUAAGAAGGAGAGCCAAGAGUCUAAGGAUAACGCUUCCGACGAGCUACAGGAUGGUCCAGUCGCAAUCAAAUGCGCAGAAUUUUUGCUCUUGUUCGCAAGUCAAAGAGAUGACGAAUGCAACAAAACGAUGGAUUUAUUGGCCGAUCGGACAUCGAUGUUUGCACCUGCAGAAAACCGAAGUGACUCAUCGGGAAGCAUGUCUGGUUUACAGAGCAUUAACUCAAAGAGACAAUCAGUGCAAAGACGUGAGGAGGAGGAUGUGAUCCAGCGAAGUAGACGUGCACGAUCUGCAUCGCCUACAAAAGUAAACUCUGACAGACGUCUUCGAAGCCCCGUUCAUCCCAAGCGAAGUGGAGAGGGUGCACGAAUUAGUGAGGAAGGCGUUCCUGCCAGAGUUCGUCGUUCUGUUCCUUCAAACAGAGCGGCUUCUGCUAUCACACAAUCCGAAGCAGCACCCACACCUCCUUAUGGCUCGCCAAUGAAAUCUUUCCCACCUCCAAGUGGAAAUAGAGGGAUAUCACCCGUACGAAGUGCACGUAAUACGCCAUUCUUGCAAAGUGCAAAAUUUCUUCCCAAAUCCUUGGCAGUGGAUGCAUUUUCUACACCUUCGCCCACAUUUCCACCUUCGCCUGGCCGCAAAAGUCGUGGAAGAAGUGUUGAGCGAGAAGCACUGUCUAAGAUUCCUCCGCCCAACGGACGAACGGAUACAAGCCAAAGCAAGCCUUUCAGUACAUUGAAAAGCACUCCGGAAGAACAGGAAUCAUCUUAUUAUGUUCAACCAUCUUCACCACUAAAAGCAUUGAUGGGACCUUCUCCGGCUGUACGUAGAGCACAUGCAAGAAGUGUUUCGCCGGAGAAGAAGAGGUUUAGUCAAUCUUGAAAUUUAGGAAUAGCAUCAUUAUCAUCAUAUACCUAUAGAAUCACAUGUAUUUUCACAAUUAAUUUCAUGCAAUAUUCUUUCGUUGAC